AUGCUCGUGCACGAGGUGGAGAAGACGUACAAACUCAAGGUCCCCUUUUUCCAGGGUACGCUGGAGGAGGCAAAGCGGCACGCUCAGCAGGACUCCCGCUACCUUGUCUUGUACCUGCACAGCCCUCGACAUGAAAACACGGAGGCGUAUCUGCGCGAGGUGUUGGCCACGGACGAGAUCAUCGCCCUGCUGCACGAGAGCAGCGUUCUGUUUGGCGUGAGCGUGGCAGAUGUGGAGGGCACGCUGCUGGCGGAGGAGCUGGGCGCCCAUGCAUUUCCGUUCGUAGCAGCCCUGGUGGGCAAUACUGUAGUGCUGCGUCUGCAAGGUUACCACAGCCGCGAAACCUUCCGUCGCGAGUGGCGCUUGUGUACCGACGACUGGGAUGGGCAGCUAGCCGAGGGCGUCGUCCUCGCUGCCGAGCGCGAGGCCCGCGAGCGGGCACGCAUUGCGGAAGCCGAGGCUGACUCGGCAAUGGAAGCUGCAGAUCGAGUCAUUCUCGAGGAGCUGCUGCGCCAGGAUGAAGAGGAGCGUCGUGCGGCUGCGGAGCGGGAGGCUGCAGCGCGCCGGGCCGCCGAGGAGCGCGCUGCUGCCGAGCGACUCAAGGCAGAGGAUAAGGCGCGGCAGGCCGCGGAAGAAGCGCGACAGCGCAUACUCGAGGAGGAGCGGCAGCGGCAGCGCGAGUCAGCGAAGCAGGCAGCAAAAAGUCAGUUGCAUGACGAGCCCUCCACCGACGUGGCCACUAGCGAGACGGUGCAGAUUAGUGUGCGUUGUCCGUCUGGCAAGCACUAUGACCGCCGCUUCCUGCGUAGUGAUCUUGUGGACCAACUCACGUUUUUCGUGCUGACAUUGGAUGAGGUGGCGGACGCGACGGAUGCAUCGACGGUGCGCUUCGUUACGGGCUUCCCACCUGCACCGCUGGUGUGGCGCGAGGGGGAGACGCGCUUCGGCGACGUGAAGAGUCUCUGCCCGCGUGCGGUGGUGCUCCUGCGCCGGUCAUGA
This is a messenger RNA of Leishmania mexicana MHOM/GT/2001/U1103, 999 nucleotides long. RefSeq lists its product as hypothetical. The record is from RefSeq and is a predicted model, not a curated record. The transcript has a single exon. Lineage: Eukaryota; Euglenozoa; Kinetoplastea; Trypanosomatida; Trypanosomatidae. Gene Ontology annotation, molecular function: ubiquitin binding. Gene Ontology annotation, cellular component: endoplasmic reticulum. The coding region runs from base 1 to 999 and encodes 332 amino acids.